Monosiga brevicollis MX1 is the source of this 1428-nucleotide messenger RNA. RefSeq lists its product as uncharacterized. NCBI's taxonomy places the organism in Eukaryota, Choanoflagellata, Craspedida, Salpingoecidae. The record is from RefSeq and is a predicted model, not a curated record. The transcript has 11 exons. Gene Ontology annotation, cellular component: 90S preribosome; small-subunit processome; nucleolus. Gene Ontology annotation, molecular function: protein binding. Gene Ontology annotation, biological process: maturation of SSU-rRNA from tricistronic rRNA transcript (SSU-rRNA, 5.8S rRNA, LSU-rRNA). The coding region runs from base 1 to 1428 and encodes 475 amino acids.
AUGAGCAACAAGAAAGCCAAGAACCAGCUGAGCAAGGCUGCGCAGCGGGCCAAGCAAAACGCGCGGGCAGCGGCCAAAGCAGAAAUUUUGCUUCCAGAGCAAGCAGGCUUCCUCGAAGCUGAAGGCUUGGAACGAACGUACAAGUUCACGCAGAGCGCUAUCAGCGAAGCCGUUGACGAAACCAGUGCUCACAAGAUUUUCAGUCUGAAUUUGAAUACCUUCGGGCCCUAUGCACUACGAUACAGCAACAACGGCCGACACCUUCUUCUCGGCGGCCGCAAGGGCCACAUUGGCAGUUUUGACUGGCAAACGGGUGGCCUCCGUUGCGAGAUGCAACUACAGGAGACGGUGCGCGACGUUCAGUUUCUGCACAACGAGACCAUGUUUGCCGUGGCCCAGAAGCGGCACGUAUAUCUGUACAACUCCCGUGGCGAAGAAAUCAAUUAUCUGGACAAGCACAUCGACCCUCUUCGCCUCGAAUUUCUUCCAUACCAUUUUUUGCUCGUGUCCAGCAGCAACAGUGGGCUUCUACGCUACCACGAUGUGUCGGUGGGCUCCCUGGUCACGCAGCUCAAGACGAAGCUCGGUCCCUGUCACGUCAUGCGCCAGAAUCGCUGGAACGCCGUCAUGCAUUGCGGUCACACAAACGGAACCGUCACCCUGUGGACACCCAACAUGUCUACGCCAGUCGUUAAGCAACUGUGCCACAAGGGAGCUGUCGCAGCCUUGACAGUCGAGCCAACGGGCCACUACAUGGCCACGGCCGGUGCCGACUGCAUGCUCAAGAUUUGGGACAUUCGCAAGUUCAAGGACGAGCCUGUCUUUUCCACUCGCCUGCCGACAGCACCCAGUGAUUUGGAUUACAGUCAACGUGGGCUGUUGGGUGUGAGCUUUGGCAGCAGUGCCCAGGUGUGGAGCACGCCGCACAAAACGCCGGCAACCAUGCCUUACAUGACGCACAAUACGCCCGGCAGUCCCAUCCAUCAGCUGCGCUUCUGUCCAUACGAGGACGUGCUGGGCAUUGGGCAUGCCAAGGGCUUUGCUUCCAUCUUGGUGCCCGGUGCGGGCGAGCCGAACUUUGACAGCUUGGAGGCCAACCCCUAUCAGACUGGCAAGCAACGCAGCGAGAGCGAAGUCAAGCAAUUGCUCGACAAGAUCCCGCAUCAUCUGAUUGCGCUGGACCCACACGCCAUCCUUGAGUUGGACAAGCGCUCCCAUGAGCAGCGCGUGCAAGACCGGGGUGGUUUGGUCCAAGAAAAGUUUGAUCCCAAGCACCGCAAGCGUGGCCGCAGCUCCACCAAGAAUCGUUACCUCCGCAAGCAAGGCCAGGUCAUGGUGGAGCGUCGCCAGGCUAUUCGCGAUCGCUUGAAGAAGGAAAAGGCUGCCGCUGCAGGGGCCAACGACGCUGCAGCUUCGGGCACCGGUUAG